This is a messenger RNA of Lachancea dasiensis, 843 nucleotides long. Lineage: Eukaryota; Fungi; Ascomycota; Saccharomycetes; Saccharomycetales; Saccharomycetaceae. The record is from the annotation of a GenBank genome assembly.
AUGCAGCGCUAUAAUUGGCUAGCUAGUAGACACUUAGCUGCCAGGUUUUACGCGACUCCAAGAGGUGUUAAAGUGCCGUUGUCCGCUAAAAUCAAUGCUUUGAUAUCAAAGACAUCGGCCGAGCAGAUCUACAGCUACAAGCCGACACUGUUUGUAAAAGUAGGAUCGUGGACGUUGGCCGGUGUUUUUGCGGUAUACGGAGUCUCUUUUGCAGACUGGUCUCUUUCAAGCUCUUUGGAUCUGUACGAGCAGGAAGCGGAACAGUCCACACUGUCGGAGGCCUGGUGGAAACACCCUAAAUUACUGCUGGUCGCAAGAACUGCUGGAUCUGUACUGCUUUCAAUCAUACCUUUCACAUUAUCGGCUCUAGCAAUCUACGCUCCGUCGAGAAUAGUCACGGGCGUCACAUACAUGCCGCAUGGUGCUUUCCAGCUUACUCGAAGAGCACUGGUUUCUGGCAGACCUGUGACUAGGACUGCGGUUUUUGGUGCCAUAGUUCGUAAUGAAAAGACCAGAGUCUACACAGGGGUAGGCUCCCAGGGAACUGAGGACAGAGCCUCGUUUGCCUUCUUACUAACAGACACCGACAAACCAACGUGGGAUCGCUUCUACAUUGUCAAUCGCUCGGGUAAGUUUUGGGCGCAGGACGGAAGAAUCUUCGAUGUUCUGUUCGGAGGCGACUCUGCGGAAAGCUUAGAACGGUCGCCAGAGUCUGCUUCUGUGACAACCGCCAAGGAUCCUAACCUGCUACAGAAUCUUAUAAAAGAACAACAAAUACGAACUAAAUUCAAUAACCGGCCCGCGGAUGCCAGGAACAUUGUUUUGAAGCGAAGAUCAAACUGA